This is a messenger RNA of Prorocentrum cordatum, 1428 nucleotides long. Lineage: Eukaryota; Dinophyceae; Prorocentrales; Prorocentraceae. The record is from the annotation of a GenBank genome assembly.
AUGCUUCACGUUCUUCCAGUGGUUCUGGCGGCUUUUCCAACACUCACUUGUGCGCUGCACCAUGCGACGUCCGCAUUGCCAGCGCAGUUGGACGCGGAAGACUUGCAAGCUGUCCUUGACGGGCUCCAAAGGGGCGGUAAAGGGUUGAUUGCCGACGAGGCAUACGCGUUUAAGGAGAAGGAUGUGUGGCAUCCCUACGAGCUGACGAGCAUUGGGCGCAAGUGGGGCGAGUAUCAAGCAUCGCUAGCGCGUGGCAUUAGCGACGGGUCAGGGAAGAAACAUUUGAAGGUGCUGGUCGUGUCCGCGGUUGCAGACACUCUGCGGGAGAGGCAGCUUUUGGAGGACAGCGUGCAGCGGUUGGCGGCCACGAGCAGCGGCCAUGAUGACAUCUUUCAGUGGGCCCUCUUUCACCAUGAUAAGACCACCGAGAACUGGGACAACUCGACUCUGUUCACAAAGACGACUGGAACUGGUGAGAAGCUAGUUGUUUUCGAUCGCAAGGGCGCGGGCUGCAAGCUGCAGAACUGGGGCGCCUUGCCGGAAGAGCUUACGAGCAAGUACGACUUUAUCUGGAUGAUGGACUCAGACUUGCGGCUCGAUUUCUUCCGAUGGGACUUGUACCGGGCCGUCCUGACAACGCUCAAUCCAUUGGUCUCGCAGCCGUCAGUCCUCCCCCCAUUCGGUGGAGGCCAGUCCAGCGCAAUCAAGUCCCUGACAAUCCAUUCUUCCUGUAGCGACGGGUUCCCUGUAGCAAUGGAGUUGCCUCGAACCGAGGUGCAGGCGCCUGUGAUCUCCACAAAGAUUUGGCCCGCGAUUCGCACCCGUAUACGCAACGGCCCAGGGACAACAGAUUGGUUCACAGACUCUUUCUGGGAUGCGAUUGUCCAGACGGCGAAGGACUUCAAUUGUGGCCAAGUUGGACCAGUGAUGGUGAAUGCUGCGCCCGUAUGGCACCAAUCUUGGAAGACCCUCAGCAAGAAGGGCGGAGGCAAGUGCCCACCUUGGAAGGGAGCAGGGGCCAACCGGCGUGACAUCUCAUCCGAAGAGUAUGAAGCAGUGAAAGCGGCAUUGUUGAGCAUAGGAUGCCAGUCAAACAUGUCUCAAACGUUGUUCAAUUUCCUCUUCUCGGAGCAAGCACACGAAGGACAGAGGUUAUGCAGGCCUGGAGUGUCAAUGUGCCGCAAGUGGAUCGAUGGCAGCGCCAAGGGCGCCUCACCGCACACGUGCUUCCCACAAGCUCCAGAGUUCGCGCGAACAGAGUUCGCAAAGCGCGGCAUGGUGACCGCCGACGACACUGAGCAUUUGCUUGGCGGGCUUCAGGUAGGGAUCUACCAAGGGCUGCCAGAGAAGACCAAGCGCCUGAGGCCUCUUAGUCGCAUGCGCCAGCGCAUGCAGCGCUGGCAGAAUGCCACCGAACGCCUGGGCUAG